Messenger RNA from Alnus glutinosa, 760 nucleotides. RefSeq names its product cell division cycle protein 27 homolog B-like. The record is from RefSeq and is a predicted model, not a curated record. The transcript has 6 exons. Gene Ontology annotation, molecular function: protein binding. The coding region runs from base 389 to 760 and encodes 123 amino acids. NCBI's taxonomy places the organism in Eukaryota, Viridiplantae, Streptophyta, Magnoliopsida, Fagales, Betulaceae.
CGAGGGAGACCUGUGUUAUGACUUCUCCAACAUGGAGAUAUUCCUGAACCAGAAGUCAAUGAGGGAAUCUUUAGGAGUUGGGGAUAGAGAAUUCGUUUCAUGCAGUAGCGAGGUAUAUGAAGCCAUGCUUGUGGACUGGAUGAGGAAUCUUGAAGUGGGUAUUCCUGCUCUCCUGGAGGAUGGAAUCAAGCUUCUUGUGUAUGCUGGGGAGUAUGAUCUCAUUUGCAACUGGCUCGGGAAUUCAAGGUGGGUUGAUGCCAUGGAAUGGUCUGGAUAGAAACAGUUCAGGGCAACCGUAACCGUUCCAUUUUUAGUUGACAGUGCAGAAGCAAGAUUGCUGAAGAGCCAUGGGCCUCUCAGUUUCCUCGAGGUCCAUGAUGCUGGUCAUAUGGUUCCAAUGGAUCAGCCCAAAGCUUCGUUAGAGAUGCUCAGGAGUUGUUCAUCGCGGGACACAUCAAUUUUUGGAUUUUCUGAAUCAUUCCUCUUAGUUUUUCUUGAACCCUUGAUGCCUUUUUGUUAUAUGCAGACGAAUAUGCAAUUAUUAGCUGACUGUUACUUGCACAACAAUCAAUCUUAUGCUGCGUAUCAUAUUUUGAAGGGAAUGCAAAUGGCUCAGUCCCACUACUUGUUUGCACUAUCAUGCUUUCAGCUGGAUCUUCUUAAAGAAUCCGAAGCUGCAUUAUGUCCUGCUAAUGAGCCAGGUGCAGAGAUUCCAAAUGGUGCAGCCGGUCAUUACCUUCUAGGGCUUAUUUACAGCUGA